Messenger RNA from Brassica napus (rape), 1149 nucleotides. Its product is annotated as zinc finger BED domain-containing protein RICESLEEPER 2-like. The record is from RefSeq and is a predicted model, not a curated record. The transcript has 3 exons. Lineage: Eukaryota; Viridiplantae; Streptophyta; Magnoliopsida; Brassicales; Brassicaceae. Gene Ontology annotation, molecular function: protein dimerization activity; DNA binding. Bases 1 to 1149 code for a protein of 382 amino acids.
AUGGCUAUUAGAAAUGCUGUGAAGUAUGUUAGAUCAUCGGGUACAAGAUUGCAGUCGUUUCAGUUAAGGGUGCUGACAAGAAUGGUUAGUAGAGGGAGCUUGUCUUUGGACUGCAUAACUCGUUGGAACUCCACAUAUCUCAUGUUGUCUGCCGCUUUGAAGUUUAAGGUUGCUUUUGAGAAGCUCAAAGCCGAAGACAUGUUGUAUAAUGAUUAUUUUCUGGAAGAAGAGGAGAAUGGACAGAAGAGAGUUGGACCUCCUACUACGGAAGGGUGGGAAGAGAAUGAGAUUGUGAUUAUCGAGAGGAACUUGAUUGCAUUGAGCAAUAGCAAAGAUGGGAUUCUACAGAUUCAAGCAAAGGAGAUGAGGAACAAAUUUGAGAAAUACUGGGAUGGGCUUAUCAAUAUGAACCCACUGGUCAUCAUUGCAAGUGUGUUCGAUCCAAGGAACAAGAUGCAAUUUGCUUCUAUAUGUUUUGAUAAGCUGUACGGGAAGGAUAGUCUGGAGAGUGGUCAUCUCAGAACAUCAAUCAGGGCACUGAUGAAAUCGUUGUAUGAGGAGUAUGUGAGCAAGCUCGGCUCUUCAUCUCAAGGUGAUAGUCUCAGCAACGUUAUUGAUAAUGGGGAAGGUGAAGUUGGAACCAUGUUUGAUAUCUCUGAUGACGAUGAUGAAGACUUUGAGAGGAGAGAUUCUUUGUAUUCAAAGAUGGUUUCAGAGGCAGCAAAUGAAGAAGGAAGCAGUGAACUUGACAUCUACUUGAUGGAAAAACCAGUACCACGAGGCUCAAACAACUUCGGCUUGGAUUACAAUGUGUUAUCUUGGUGGAGGAAGAACUCUUGUAAGUUUCCAAUCUUGUCUGAACUAGCAGAAGAUGUGCUAGCUGUUCAAGUCUCCUUUGUUGCUUCAGAGUCAGCAUUCAGUACAAGUGGUAGGAUUUUAGAUCCGUUUCGUAGUUGUCUGACUCCAUACAUGAUUGAAGCUCUUGUCUGCCUACAACAGUGGCUUCGAAACAACAUCCAGGCUGAGAAGGUUGCAAGCUUGGUUCAGAUGUUUGAAGAACUCGAUUUUCAUGAGUCAUUAGGUUGGAAUGUCGAGGAAGCCAAAACCAACUUAGCCUAUCACUCUCUUUUGGACAACUUAUCUUUUUGA